UCUUGUUCGGUCUCUAUUCGGCGGAUUCACGUCGAGCUGCAGCCGCCGCUAAGCAGAUUAGUGCCCCUGACACGAUACAAACGGACUGUGGAUAUGCACGCCUCUUUCCGUCGAGUAAACAAUUCGGCCGCUAUUUAUAUUCGAAACUAAAAUAAAUACAGUGAGUGAAACCGCUGGUUUAAUGAAACGCUCUUAGGAAUGUGAAUAUUUUAUAAAUAAUCCGGAACCACCAACAAAAUUUCAAUAGCAAUUCCAAAAAUUCGAUAGGGAUGAAGAAAAGUGAAGCCGCCGCCUGUGAUCCUGCGGACUCCGGGGGCCAAAGCCGGCCUGAUCCUGAUACUUUAGACCCCAAAUAUAACUUUAGAAUUGGAAUAUAUGGGUGGAGGAAAAAAUGUUUGUACAUUCUCAUCCUGGUGCUGCUCGUCAUGGUUAUCGUCAACCUGGCCCUCACCCUGUGGGUGCUCAAGGUCAUGGAGUUCUCGUCGGAAGGAAUGGGUCACCUGAAAAUUGUUACCGGGGGGCUCAGGUUAGAAGGCAAAGCCUUCGUCUUGGAUAGUCUAAUAGCAAGUAGUAUAAAGUCAAGAACAGGGCAACCGAUAGUGAUGGAGUCUAGUAAAAAUUUAACUUUAAAAUCAAGACAUAAAAACGGAAGUUUAAGUAGUUGGAUAUUUUUAGGAAAUGACCGCUUCGAGUGCCUAACAAACAGUUUCAAAAUUAUGGACGACCGAGGAGUGCUCCUGUUCUCCGCUAACGCAAACGAAGUCGUGGUGGGCGCUGAAAACCUCCGCGUCACCGGAGAAGGGGGCACGAGCUUCAGCGGGUCCGUCCAAACGACCCUCGUGCGUGCCGAAUCUGGGCAUGAACUGAGGUUGGAGUCCCCAACGAAGACGCUGGCUGUGACGGCCUCGAAAUCAAUCCACAUGGAAUCCCUGGGCGGAAGAAUAAAAGUGAACGCCUUAAACGAUAUAUCAUUAAAGUCUGAAGGGGGCGCCGUGAAGCUAGAAACCAGCUCCAUAAUGAUGCCCCUAAUUCCCAUAGCCAACUUGUCUAACCGACCCGCAGCUUAUAGAUCUCACGACGUGUACCAGCUGUGCGCUUGUGAGAGCGGAAAACUGUUCCUCGCUUCCCCCCAUAGUGAGUGUGCUUCGGAGAAUGACGGUAGGGUGUGUCGAUAAUCAAGAGAGUUAUUGGAUAUGUGUCAGAAACCUGUACUGAUUUUUUAACGUUAAGUCAAACGCUCUUAUGGUCAAUCGUUAUAUACGAAAUUGGUAUUAACUAUUUUAAAUGGAACUCAGUAGGUACAAGUUUUUUUUAAGCCCAAUGUUUUAAACUUAUUUUAUAUUUAUCAACAAUUUGACCCAACAAGUCAAUUUUGCACUGUGUAUAAUACAACAAUUGUAGGGAAUUGCCUUAACUUCAAUAAAUUGAUAAGAAAUUGAGGGACAAUAAAACCAGUACUGCCACCGCGAACUCAGUCAAACAUGGAGGAGCCCACGUUGGGCGCCAUUUCUUCGUUGACGUUGGGCGCCAUUUCUUCGUCGUUGGUCCUCCAUGUUUAACCGACUUCGCCGUGGUAUUCCUCAGUUCUAAUUUAUCGGUCAGUUUUGGGUAUUUUUAUAGUGGCGUAAUUUUUAAUCAGGCACACAGUCUUAGUUUUUGAGAUGGACAUAGUAAUUUUCGCUAACAAUUAUUUUGUUCCAGUUACAGCGAACUGAAACUACAAAAUAUUAAAAGUUUUUUGACAUAAACGGUAAUU
Anoplophora glabripennis (Asian longhorned beetle) is the source of this 1756-nucleotide messenger RNA. Its product is annotated as gamma-sarcoglycan. Lineage: Eukaryota; Metazoa; Arthropoda; Insecta; Coleoptera; Cerambycidae. The coding region runs from base 270 to 1175 and encodes 301 amino acids. Gene Ontology annotation, biological process: cardiac muscle tissue development; heart contraction. The transcript is spliced from 6 exons. The record is from RefSeq and is a predicted model, not a curated record. Gene Ontology annotation, cellular component: sarcoglycan complex; sarcolemma.